Messenger RNA from Bombus pyrosoma, 464 nucleotides. RefSeq lists its product as uncharacterized. Lineage: Eukaryota; Metazoa; Arthropoda; Insecta; Hymenoptera; Apidae. The record is from RefSeq and is a predicted model, not a curated record. The transcript has a single exon. Bases 87 to 464 code for a protein of 125 amino acids. Gene Ontology annotation, biological process: DNA integration. Gene Ontology annotation, molecular function: nucleic acid binding.
CUAUCGACGGCCGUAGUCAAGUUUGGAGCACGCUGAAGAAGUGCGUCCGUUGCUGCAGAGCCAAUCCACCUCCAGUGAAUUAUGUCAUGGGCGAUCUCCCAGCCGCACGAAUAACAGAAUCUCGGCCGUUUACCAACGUCGGAGUCGACUACUGCGGACCCUUUCACAUCAAAGAACGAAAGGACCGCAACCGACGUAAAGUCAAGGUAUAUGUAGCAAUCUUCAUAUGUCUUGCAGUUAAAGCAGUCCAUAUCGAGCUGGUCAGCGACCUCACUAGCGAGGCCUUCAUUGCUGCUCUGCGAAGAUUCAUUGCUCGCCGAGGAUUCUGCCUAACGAUUUAUUCAGACAACGGUACCAAUUUCGUUGGCGCCAACAACGAACUACGAGAGCUCCGAAACCUCCUGCAGUCCGACGAUCACAAGGUAAAGGUUCAGUCCUUUUUAGCCGACCGACGGAUCGAAUGA